CAUUAUGGAUUUUGAUUUGGAGAAAUUUACCUCUGGCUCAGGCUUGGAGGAGGAAACUACCAGCGUGGACAUCAAGAACAAUUCGAAUGGCUCGCUCUUGGAGAAGGAAACAACCAGCGUGGACUUGAAGCAAAAAUCGAAGAGCAUCGACUUUGAGGAGACAACCACCAGCUCGGACUUCAAGAAAGUGUCGCAAAUCUCGCCCUUGGAGGGGGAAACUACCAGCGCCGAUUUGAAGCAUAAAUCAAAAAGCUCGCCUUUGGAGGGGAACACCGCGAGUGCGGACGGGAAGAAAUCAUCGAAUAUCAUCGCGCUCUUGGGGGAUGAGGAAGAGAAGGAAGAGCUGUGUAAACAUAACAUGAGCCCAGCGGCUUGUAUCAAAGUGAAUGUGAAAUUCGAGGUUUUCCACAUGACCCACGAUGAAAAAUUGGAGUCCAUUCGCGAGGGCUAUGCCAUGCUGAUACUUAUUUCGAACCUGACGCCCCAGUGGAUAAAAGACGAAAUCGAGAACACCGCCUCGGAGGCAGAGACUGAGAUUCUGUACUGCAAUGCUCCAUAUAUUGAGUACUGUGACCAAUACGGCGAGCUAUUUCGUAGAACCACUAUGAUUAUAACACUGCCAGAAAUUGCGGAAGAGCUCAACGCAUUGGCCCAUCAAUUGGUGGCUGGUGUGCCUUUCACGCUUUAUGGUACUUGGUUCUAGGCCACACACCCAAAAACAAUUACAAACAAAAACUGCUACUGCUAAAACACUACUACCCCGGACCCCAUAUGUGAUGCCACAGGCUGCUGUUAUCUCGUUUUGCUGUUCAUUCAAACAUCUCACA
Molecule: messenger RNA, 827 nt
Organism: Drosophila guanche
Lineage: Eukaryota; Metazoa; Arthropoda; Insecta; Diptera; Drosophilidae
Exons: 2
Coding region: 5-703 (232 amino acids)
Source: RefSeq, a predicted model, not a curated record